GGACCUUUCUUUUACAUCUUUUCUGCACUGUGUCCGUGUCUGAUGUAUAUCGAAAUUAUAAUGCCCAUCUUUUUCCAUUCUCUCUCUCUCCAUACAUACAUAUAUACAUACAUACAUACAUACACCUUUUUUUUUUACAGUACAUAUUAAUUUGUUGUAUAAUGAAAAUGAAGAAAAAAAACGAAGAAAAGCCUUUGAAUGUGGAUCUCCUUCAAAUGAACUAACCAACCCCUCCCUCCUGAAAAAUAGAGAGAGAAAGAUUAAAAUGGAUUCAACAGCAGUAGCUUCUUCUCUUAAGUCGCCAUGUUUGGUAUUAUUGUUGUUCAUUCAAUUCACACUACUGUGCUCAUCAUCACCAUCUUCAUCAGGCUCAUUUCUUCCCACACUUGAUGAUUCCCUACAUCAUAAAAUCAAUCCACCCUUACACCAACACCAACACAAGAUCGAUGCAAUUCGCCGCGAUUUCUUGAACCCCGGCGCCGGCUUCCCCGGCAUCGGCGCAACUCCGGUAACAAAUCCGGUGACAACACCAUCCACGGCGGGGCUUCUGCCGCCAGUCACUCCAACUGUCCCCACAAUAGUCACAGUCCCCUCAGCCAAUCCAGUGAAUCCUCCGGCCGUGACAAAUCCUGUCACCACUCCCGGCGCUACUCUGCCGCAACCGGUAACAUCUCCGUCGUCCACCCCAUUAGGUGCAAAUAAUCCGGUGGCCGGGCCGGGGCAGAGCUGGUGUGUAGCCAGGAGUGGAGUGCCGGACAGCGCUGUCCAGUCGGCGCUCGACUAUGCCUGUGGGAUUGGGGGCGCGGAUUGCUCGGCCAUCCAGGACGGCGCCAGUUGCUACAAUCCGAGCACAUUGCAGUAUCACGCAUCGUACGCGUUCAACAGUUAUUACCAGAGGAAUCCGGUGCCGACUAGCUGCGACUUCGGGGGCACGGCAACCAUCACCAAUGUGAAUCCAAGCUUCGGUUCUUGCAUUUUCACAACAUGGUCGCCGACAACCACGUCAUCCCCUACGGCAAUACCUACACCAACCCCGACUACAGAAACCACAUCAGGCGCAACGCCGACUAGCAUUUCAGGCGCGACUCAGCCAAUGUUUAAUCCAGGAGAUCCAUCCCUCGGCGGCGGCGCAGCAGGCUACGGAAACAACCCUUUGAUGAGCAACACAUCUUCAGUAUCUGCAGCACAGCGCAGUUCGCAGCCGUUUAUUAUUUUGGUCGCUGCAGCGACAUCGAUGAUUACGGGACGGGUAAUUUUAGGUAUUUAACUGGAAACCAUGUAAUGUAAUGGAAGAGAAGAGAAAGAGAAGCUCAUAAUCAAUGAGCAGUAAAAGUUUUUGGGUGUAUAGAUCAUUUAAGUAAACUUUGGUACUCUUCAAGAAUUCAAUUCCUCUGAAACUAAUGAUAGAUGGUUUUAGGAAUUAUAACAGCAUAGGCAGAUGAUGUACAAUUUGGUUUCCAAUUUUGGUGGAUCCAGACAUGUCAUUUUUCACAUUUGUUGGCUUAUUUUGUUUUGUUAAAUCCAUCACAAACUUGUCCCAAAAGCAAUUCAACUCUCCUAAUAAAGACUACGUUCGAUGAACUUUACAAACCCAAAUUGAAACUUUCAGUGCGAUGAUUAAAAAUAGUCCAAAAAACAAUAACACUACGUACGGUACAUGGAAAAAGCCUCGAAACAAAUUGCUAAUUAGGAUGAUAAUGACAUUUAUUACAAUGAAUCUUUGAAUCAAAUUAUCGAAACUCAAUUUACUCAGCUGAUAGCAUAACAGAAUCUGUAACAUUAGAAGAUAAUUCAGUCAUGCCAAACUCUGAUACGGCUAAAAUC
This is a messenger RNA of Andrographis paniculata, 1824 nucleotides long. RefSeq lists its product as uncharacterized. The record is from RefSeq and is a predicted model, not a curated record. NCBI's taxonomy places the organism in Eukaryota, Viridiplantae, Streptophyta, Magnoliopsida, Lamiales, Acanthaceae. The transcript has 4 exons. The coding region runs from base 266 to 1267 and encodes 333 amino acids.